Molecule: messenger RNA, 1836 nt
Organism: Colletotrichum orchidophilum
Lineage: Eukaryota; Fungi; Ascomycota; Sordariomycetes; Glomerellales; Glomerellaceae
Exons: 6
Coding region: 1-1836 (611 amino acids)
Biological process (GO): DNA-templated transcription
Molecular function (GO): DNA binding; zinc ion binding
Source: RefSeq, a predicted model, not a curated record
AUGGUGCCAGCCGUGGCGCAACGGCCUGGGGAUGCAAUCUCAUCGCCAGAGUUGGUCCGGGCGGAAUCGUUUGACUUUACGACGCCGCUCUCGCCCAAGUCUAGUCAGGUCAUCAAAGAGGAAGAACUAGAAGAUUGUAGUGCAGAGUUUUUCGUGAAAAGGCUGCGACAACUCUCUUGGACAGCAGCAUCCGGUGACCCAAAUAGCCGACAGACAAGGGAGUCUUCGGGGACAAGUGCUGGGAGCUACACAUAUUCCCGGCUCAAAUUCGACUUCCUACAGUCAGAAGUCUCGUUUCGACUCCCCCCGAGGCCCUAUGCGUUCCACCUGCUCCAGACCUUCGAUGAAGGCUUUAGCGAAUAUCACUGGUUUCUCCGCAAGAGAUUCCGGGAAAGAAUAGUCUUGACCUACUCAGACCCGCAGUCACAGUCUCAUGACCGCAACUGGCUGUGCAGGGUGUCGGUCGUCUUGGCCCUCGCCGAGAGCUGGAAUCGAUCACGAAUGUCUUCAGCUGUGCACAUGGAAACCGCGGGCAAACAUCCGGCUAGUCCACCUCAGAAAGAGGCCGCCGUUCCCCCGGAGCUACCUACGCAUCCGCAGACAGCGUCACAAACACUGCCGCCGCCUCCGGGUUCCGACUUUUUCGAGCAGGGGCUGAUGCUGCUGAAGAUGUCCGCCGAGGAACCCGUGCCCGAAGAUGUUGAGGCACUAUGCUUGAUUGCGUUCUACUGCUAUUCACUCAACCGACGUAAAACGGCUUACUCGUAUGCCAGCCAGAGUGUGGCACUCGCCAAGCUCCUGCAGCUCCACAAACCACAGCCCCUUUCUAAGAAUCCAGAGCAACAGCGACAGGAUCGCGUCAUGAAUGAGCACAGAAAGAGGCUGUGGUGGACAUCCUACUGCAUGGACAGAAUGAUAUCAACUGAGUUGGGCGUUGCCGCCGCCGUAUCCUGUGUUCCGGAAGGGAUGCAACUUCCGACAUCAGUCGGACUGGACGCCAACGAUCUUGAAGAGUUCUCCGAUCCGGGACUUUUGACUAUGCAAACACAGCUCUGUGAGAUCAAGCGCAACGUCGUCAGAACCGCGGCUCAACACGUCGACGUUGAUGACGAGCGAUGGUUGGCGAUUAUCAAACCAUGUCUCGAUACUCUGAAAGAAUGGAGAUCAAGUUUACCACCACAAUUCGCUUUCACGUUUGAGGAGAGCUUGCCUACGAGAUUGAUGGAAGCACCUCAUGGUAGAAUCUUGGCUUCCACGUACAUGAGGUACCACCAGAAACGGCGCUUGGACAGCCAGUCAAAUGUCACCAGCUGCGACACAACAUUAGAUGUGGACGAUCCUACGAGGACUGUCAAGAUUCAUUGCCUUCAAGCCGCUCGAAACAAUUGCAAGAUAUUAAUCGGACUGUGGAAUUACGAUAAAAUUGCGAAAUUCGGAUACUGGGAGUCUCUGCAUUUAUUCUCCGGCCUAGCCAUCCUGGCACUCGCCCGAGUCUCUAUCGAGCGAGGAAAAGACUUUACACCAAACAGCGAAGACGACGUGGCACUCUACACGCGGACCAGAGCGCUGCUCAAAGAGAUGGCCCGCGUGGGUAACCCCGCGGCCAAAGAUCACGACGUCUUGCUCUCGGAUGUCGAGGCAAUGGUGAAGAGAAUCUCCCGAGAAGAGAAGACCACGCUACGACAAUCGAGUGUCCAGGAGACUGAAGGGAGUGGUGGAAUGGAGGUUGAUCUGAGUUUCUCUGAUCUCAUGUUUUCUGACGCGGGCGCCGAGCAGCAAAUUUGGGGCGACAAGGACUGGGAAAGUAUUUUGAGCACGUAUACGCAAGGCAUCUGA